Molecule: messenger RNA, 573 nt
Organism: Gregarina niphandrodes
Lineage: Eukaryota; Apicomplexa; Conoidasida; Eugregarinorida; Gregarinidae
Product: soluble inorganic pyrophosphatase
Exons: 1
Coding region: 1-573 (190 amino acids)
Biological process (GO): phosphate-containing compound metabolic process
Cellular component (GO): cytoplasm
Molecular function (GO): inorganic diphosphate phosphatase activity; magnesium ion binding
Source: RefSeq, a predicted model, not a curated record
AUGGCGAAUCCAUGGCACGACGUCGAUAUUGGUUCGAAUUCUCCUCAUGAGUUUGAUGUAGUGAUUGAAAUACCGAAAGGAUCUAAGGUUAAGUAUGAGUUGGACAAGAAAUCUGGUUGCAUGAGAGUGGAUCGAGUGUUAUAUUCAUCAGUUGUUUAUCCGGCGAAUUACGGGUUUAUUCCUCAGACAUUAGGACAGGAUAAUGACCCUUUAGAUGUGUUGGUAUUGAUGCAAGAGCCAGUUUAUCCUAGUUCGAUUAUGAAGGUUAAGCCUAUAGGUGUUAUGCAUAUGGUGGAUCAAGGGGCGCCGGAUGAAAAGAUUAUUUGCGUUUUCUUAGAUGAUCCAGCUUACUCGCAUUACAACACGGUGCAGGAACUUCCACCUCAUACUUUACGCGAGAUCGAACGGUUCUUUCGUGACUAUAAGAAAUUAGAGUGCAAAAAUGUUAAAACGCAAGGCAUGGAAGGCCCUUUGGAAGCUAAAGAAAGCAUUCUAGAUGGUGUGCAGCGCUACAAGGAAAUGCGGAAACUCAAGGCUCAUGAGGCCAUAGAUGCACAACUUGAUUAUAGUUAG